Molecule: messenger RNA, 3194 nt
Organism: Parasteatoda tepidariorum (common house spider)
Lineage: Eukaryota; Metazoa; Arthropoda; Arachnida; Araneae; Theridiidae
Product: FAD-dependent oxidoreductase domain-containing protein 1
Biological process (GO): mitochondrial respiratory chain complex I assembly
Cellular component (GO): cytoplasm
Source: RefSeq, a predicted model, not a curated record
UGUUUUUUAAGCAAUCAGCCGGCUGAGUUAAGAAAUUAUAAAAUAUCAAUUUAUUUAUAUUUUAGCGCUUGUUUAUAACUUGGUUGUUGUAAAUUUCUGACUUAAUUUGUUUAAUAGUAGAUUGUAGUUUUAAUCAUUAGAAUCUAAGAAAUCAAGUAAAUUUUUAUAUUUUAAAAUCAUUGUCAUAUCAAAUUGUCCCACAUCGUGAUCUUUUGUACCUUAUCGAAGAUCAGACUUAUUUAUUUGAUUUUGGAUAGUUUUUGACGCAUCAAAAAAGGCAGAAAAGCAUAAUUUCUUAACUAUCGUUAAAGAUAACGAUAACAGAUGAAAUCUUUUCAAUUUUAUCUGAUUGUCGCUGAGCAAAAUAAUUUACUUUUUGAAGAGAGACAUUUAACUCGCAUAAAGAGGUUGCAUAACGACUGUUGACCGCCCACCGAAUUAAGACAUUUUAAGUAAUUAUUUAAAUAAAAUGUUGCUUAGGAAUAGUUUGAAACUCUUUUCAGUGAGUCGAUGUAUAACAUCGCGUCUUGCUUCUAGAUCAUACGGAAUAAGCGAAGAAGAUAUUGAGAAAAUAAAACAAUAUAAAGAGAGGGUUGAAUUGGAAAAUAGUGAUGCAUUAAGAAAAACUUAUAAGAUGUUGAAAGAUGAGUUUUCUAGGUAUGCUAAAGGGGAUUUCAGUCCUCCCAAAUCUAAAAUAUCGAAAUAUUCGGAGUAUGUGGUGAUUGGGGGUGGAAUUAUGGGAUCAUCUAUAGCUUAUUCAUUGAAGCAAAGAGCGCCUGACAGCUUUGAAGUGAUGGUUGUGGAGCGAGAUCCAAAGUACACAAGAUCAUCUACUGUUCUGUCUGUUGGAGGUAUAAGGCAACAGUUUUCUCUGCCAGAAAAUAUACAAUUGUCUAUGUACAGUGCUGAAUUUUUAAGAAACAUAAAACAACAUUUAAGUGUUUUAGAUGAUGAUCCUCCUGAUAUUCAGUUUCAACCGCAUGGAUAUCUGUUCCUUGCUACUGAAGAUGGAGCUGAGCAAAUGCUAAAAAAUUAUAAUGUUCAAAAAGAAUUAGGUGCUAAAGUUGAGCUCUUGCAACCAUAUCAAUUGAAAGAAAAGUUCCCAUGGAUGAGUACUGAAGGAAUUGCUCUGGGAUCUUAUGGUUUUGAAAAUGAAGGCUGGUUUGAUCCAUGGGCUCUCCUGAAUGCUUUUAAAAAAAAGGCAUGUUCUCUGGGUGCUGAGUAUGUCAAUGGUGAAGUAAUUGGUUUUGAGUUCAGAAAUGAGCACCCUAUUGUGGACCCAACUCUUGACCCUCUCCUUCGCACAAAUUAUAUGUAUAUCAAAGAUGAUGAAGGAGAAGUCCAUUGCGUAGAGUUUGCUUUCCUGAUUAUCGCAGGUGGUCCAUUUUCAUCUGAAGUAGCCAAAUUAUUGCACAUAGGAACGGGUCCAGGAAUGCUUAGUGUUCCUCUCCCCGUGGAGCCCAGGAAACGGUAUGUUUACGUUUUCAACUGUGAAACAGGUCCUGGAAUAGAUAUGCCUUUGGUUAUAGAUCCAUCAGGUGUUUAUGUGAGACGAGAAGGUCUUGGAGGCAAAUACAUUUGUGGACGAUCCCCAUCUGAGACUGAAGAACCAGAUGUAAGUAAUUUAGAAGUGGACUACAAUUUCUUUGAUUCGUCAGUUUGGCCUGUCAUAGCAAAGAGAAUUCCUCAUUUUGAGUGUAUUAAGCCUACUAAGAGGAUAGAAGUAAGCAGUGCAUGGGCUGGCUAUUACGACUACAACACUUUUGACCAGAAUGCGAUUGUUGGUCGCCACCCCUAUUUUCCAAAUGUGUACCUCGCUACUGGCUUUAGUGGACACGGCAUUCAGAUGGCUCCGGCUGUUGGAAGAGCCAUGAUGGAGCUCUUAAUAGACAAGACCUAUGUCACCAUAGACCUUACAAAGUUUCAUUUUCAUAGAGUCUUUCAAGAUCAGCCAGUCUAUGAGCAACACAUUGUUUGAUGUCCAUCAAAGCCAGUGCAGUGCAGAAAAUACUAAUUAAGUGACCUUUCUUAAAUGUAUUCAGUUUUUAAGACAACAGACUUUCGCGAACUCGCGUUUCUCUCCUUUUACUCAGUUUUAACCUUUCUGUAGUUUUGUCUCAUCUUAACCUUUUUAAAGCUGUUCUUUAAAGGCCCUGUCACAAACACAUUUAAUACACCUGAAAUAACUCGUUUUUGCCAAUUAUAUGCUAUUUUCUUAACUAGUGUGAGUUUGCAACAGUUAUUCAUGGCUUUUAGUCAAGCUUAGCGUUAUGCUCUAUGCCAAUUCUAAAAAUUGCACAAGAUUUGAAUAUAAACAAAAGUCACAGUUUAGUGAAAAUGAAUAGCAAUUGUGAUCUGAUUUUUAAAUGUUUAAAAAGUUACUCCAAUGCUAAAAAUUUGAAAAUAUUGAGAAUUAUUUAUUGAUUUUUAACAUUUUUGAUUCGGUCGAAAAAGCUUGUUAAUAAAGGUUUUUUUUUUUAAAGAUGCUAAAUAUCUUUUAAAAUAUUUUCGUUAGUUGUCUGCUUUGAAGCCAAGUUAACUCUUUAUGACAAAAUUGUAGAUAUUUAGUUUAAAAUUAAAGCUUUGCCUAAAGUCUAAGACAUUUAAACUAUGGCUAGUUUUUCCUGUCUAAAGAGCUUUGACUCUGUUAAUUAUGUUCUUUCAAGCUUUUUCACAAAGAAAAAGAAAAACAAGCCUAAAUUUAAGUGCCUUCCACUUUAGGCAAAGCUUUAAUUUUAAACUAUAUAACUAUCUUACUUUAAAAAGGGAAAAUAGCUUAGAUAUUUUUAAUUUACUUGAAAAUUUCUAAUAUCUAUUUUGGGAUUGAAUUUUUCUCUUAGAUAAAAAUAAUUAAAGUAAUCUGAAGAUUAUUUUCUGUAUUUAAGUAUUUUUGCAUCAGAGUAACUUUUCAAAAAUUAAUUUGCAAAGUUUUCAUGCUCGAAAGACUGGGACUUUUUUUCAUAAUGGCAGCUAUUUUCAUCAUUUUUAUAAAAGACCCUGACUAAAAAAUAGACAAAACUUUUCCUAACAGUCAUGAUUAACUGUCCUAACUUAUCCUAACAGUCAUGAUCACCACAGUUAUAAAAGUGCCGUAUGUUUUUAAUAAAGAGCUUUAUUUCUUAUGACAACAGAGCCUUUGAAAAUAGCCUUAAUUGUUUUCUUGUUAAAGUUUUAAAUAAAUUUUGUUUUAUGGA